AUGCUUUCUUCCUUCCGUCUCCUCCUCUCCCUCCACGAUGGGCUCAUCCUUCUGGGCAAACUUUUACUCCAUCUGGUCGAAGCCUGUAUAUUCUUCAAAGCCUCUUAUCCUAUUUCGAGCAACUCAAAGCCACAAUAA
Echinococcus granulosus is the source of this 138-nucleotide messenger RNA. RefSeq lists its product as hypothetical. The transcript is spliced from 2 exons. NCBI's taxonomy places the organism in Eukaryota, Metazoa, Platyhelminthes, Cestoda, Cyclophyllidea, Taeniidae. The coding region runs from base 1 to 138 and encodes 45 amino acids. The record is from RefSeq and is a predicted model, not a curated record.